GUAACGCUUCCGGUUAUUGACGCGCAAUGUUGAGAAAUUCACACUGCGCUGACGUGGUGCAAUCAAAACAAGUGUCGCUUUGUAACCUCGGUUUCACUUUCUCGUCAUUAGCGGAGCGUUUUGAAGCCCGCGGAGUGGACUUUCUCGCUAGCAUUUGCAUUAGCCGAAGAAACAGGUAGAAGCUUUGAUCUCAACAGGAAUCAGGGUCCAUUUUCCUGCCUGGUGGUCAUCAUGCGGCGCCGUGAGAGGAGCUCCCAGCUGGGGCUGCUGCUCCUGGCCUCCCAGCUGUAUCAUGUGGGCUUGAACAACAUCCCCCCGGUCACCCUGGCUGUCCUGGGCCUCAACGUAUACCUGUUCCUGUUCCCUGCAGCACCACUGAUGCAGGCUUGUGUGAGCGUCCAGCAGGCGUACAGGUUAAAAGACUGGCGCCGCCUGCUGCUGUCGCCACUGCACCACGCGGACGACAUGCACCUGUACUUCAACAUGGUGUCCUUCCUCAUGAAAGGCAUCAGAUUGGAGCGGCGGCUGGGCAGCGUCUGGUUCUCCUAUGUGCUGUCUGUCUUCGCUCUGCUUAUAGGAGUGGUCUACGUGGGACUGGAGGCGGCUCUCACUGAGCUGACCCAGGACGAGUCGUACAGCAAAGCGUGUGCAGUCGGCUUCUCAGGGGUGAUUUUUGCCUUGAAGGUGCUCAGUAACCAUUACUACCCAGGGGGUGUGACCUAUGUGAUGGGUUUCCCCGUGUCCAAUCGCUAUGCAAGCUGGGUGGAGCUUGUGCUGAUCCAUAUAACAGCACCAGGGACCUCCCUGAUUGGUCACCUAUCGGGUAUCUUGGUGGGCCUGCUCUACACUGCUGGACCACUGAAGAAGGUGAUGAAGACGUGUGCAGCAUGGAUGAGUUCAAGCGCCUUCACUUCAAGUUCUGGCUACACAUCCUCAGGCUACAGUGGCACCAACGGAGGCUACUCAAGCAGAAGCCAUGACUACACAACCCGUGACUCAUCUUACACAGGUGGACUGACAGAGGAGGAGCAGCUGGCGGCAGCCAUCAGGAACAGCCUCAAUGACAGGGGACACCACAGCCACAGAGAAGGCCCUCCCCUUCCGUAUGGUUUCCGCCUAUCAGAGGAGGAGCUGCGUUGGAGGAGGCUGAGGAGGUUGGACAGCUGAACCUGAAAGGAGCUGCAGAUGGAGACCACAGAGCUCCCCGCCCAUGAAUGCUGGUACACUUCCAAAAGGAGAAGGUGGCAUGCCGCCAAGCGCUGCUGGCAUGAGGAACUCAUCGUGUUUGAACGUCGGCCCUGUUGAUCAUGGAAGCUGGCGAGGAGUUUAGAUUUGCGUGGACUUUUUAUGUAAGCUAUUACAAGCACUUUGUGGUGAACACUUAGAUGCUUUUAUUAAACUCUUGUGAAGGCGGGACUCAACUGCUUGUUGGGCAUGUUUGACAGCUCAUUAAAGGACUGUAGCAGCUCGUUCAUAAUUACAUUCUCUUUUUUUACCAACAAGUAAAAGAACACCAAUAGUAGUUCAAAGGAAAAGAUGAAAAAUGAACAAAUGUAUUUUUCUCCGCAUACAAAUUGUAAAUUUUUAUUUGGCAUAAAUAAAACAAAUGUUAA
Dunckerocampus dactyliophorus (ringed pipefish) is the source of this 1613-nucleotide messenger RNA. RefSeq names its product rhomboid domain containing 1 (gene rhbdd1). Gene Ontology annotation, cellular component: membrane. Lineage: Eukaryota; Metazoa; Chordata; Actinopteri; Syngnathiformes; Syngnathidae. The record is from RefSeq and is a predicted model, not a curated record. Bases 232 to 1167 code for a protein of 311 amino acids. Gene Ontology annotation, molecular function: serine-type endopeptidase activity. The transcript is spliced from 8 exons.